Molecule: messenger RNA, 2865 nt
Organism: Bathycoccus prasinos
Lineage: Eukaryota; Viridiplantae; Chlorophyta; Mamiellophyceae; Mamiellales; Bathycoccaceae
Exons: 2
Coding region: 1-2865 (954 amino acids)
Molecular function (GO): protein binding
Source: RefSeq, a predicted model, not a curated record
AUGGCGAUGACUUUGGACGAGGAGGACAAAAUCGAAGAAGAGACUCCUCCUAACGAUGAAAACAACACGAACGCGUGCCGUUGGCAAGACGUGCCGUUGAUUCCUCAGCUCGUUGGUACCGUGUCACCGUGUUCGUGGUACUCGGAAAAAGAUGGGUGCAUUUACUCCUGGGGAGGACAGAGCGGCGAAGGCGAGGAAGCCUCGAGGGAGGAGAUGAAGGUUUUGGACUUGGUCGGCGGCGAAUUCGCGCAUUGGACGUUUCACGUGGAAAACAGCCCGAACCCGGACGCGUUUCCGUCGUUUUGCGCGAGAGAAUUGAAGACGAGCAGCCGUAAGAAGACGACGACGAAGAAGAAGAAUGAAAAAGAUGAAGAAGACGAGGUCUUGACGUUUUUGUCCGGCGGUGCGGAAGAAGGGGAGAACGGCGGUGCCGGUGACGACCAUCAUCCGUCGACGAGUGGUAGUAAAACCGUCGCGCGAACGUACGACUCCGCGUUGAAAAAAUGGACCAUUUUGGAGCCAGCGGCAGAUAGGAAGAUCAACGCGGUACCUGACGAAAGGUUUGGCGCGUCGUCGACCUUCAUUAGCGAUCAGAAGGUGGUGCUGUUUGGAGGAGUGAAGAAACGCAUUCCGCCUUUGAAACCCAAGCGCAUAUGUGGCCCGCACCUCAUUAAGGAGAGCGAUCUCCCUACGGAACAUGAAGCUGCGAUGAAGAAACAGAACGCCGCGUAUACGAAUGAGACGUACAUUUUCGAUUUCAAAUCCAACACUUGGAAUCACGUGAGGGUGCCAGUAAGGAAAUGUCCUCCAGCUCGAGCGUUUGCGAGUUUAAUCUCUGUUACGGAUGACGUUGCGUUUCUCUUUGGCGGCGUAGAUGCUGCCGGCAGGUGCUUCAACGACGUCUGGAAGUUUGACUUUAAGAACAAAAACGAGCCAUGGAAAGAAAUUCUUGCGGAGAAAGAGGCACACGAAAUGAUUCCACCGAGAAUGUUGCACGCCGUCUGCGCGCUUCCCGACGGCGAUGGUAUGCUUGUCGUUGGUGGGAGAGGCAGUAAGAACGAAUGCCUCGGCGAUGCGUGGAUCUUCUCGUGCGAGUUUAGCGUUUGGCAAAAGUUACCGGAAUACAUGUCACCGAAGAUGGGAGUAUUUGGUGCAAGGCUCGUUCCAGCUCGAUCGGCGGUGUUUCGAAUCGGUGGCGCGUUUGCAGAUGAGGUAGAAGGGAAUCAAGUUAUGAUUGAAGAAUCGAACGUUACGGGCACGAAUACCGCCGCCUCUUCGCAAAAAAAGAAGAAGAAAUCAAAAGUCUCUGCGGUGGAGUUAUCGACAACUAAUUCAGGCGCGUCAUUUUUUGCCGGUGCUGGGUUAACGCACGGCAACGAACUCACGAACCCAGAGUUAUUUGACGAUGAUGAUAAAAAAGAAAAUUUGUGGGACGACGUGUUCCCGCUGAAAGACUGCUGGGACGCAGAUGCCGCCGCCCUGACGACGGAUCUUAAAACCAGGAAAAAGAAGAAAUCGGCUGGCGGCGACAUGAAGCUGCCAAGUGUUAGUAUUACCCCGACGAAGACGAAAAAGGAUCUAUCGAUUUCUACGAAAAAGUCUACCGAAGUGCAGCCUUCGUUGGAACAGAGCAGCGGCCGCGAAAACGCGAACAACGUGACAUCCAUCGCUACGACAGAAACGCCACGAGCCGGAGUCCGGUCCGCGUUUGAGCCCGUCAAAGGUUCGCAAGCGUUUAAAGUGGACGGUAGAUCUGCUCCACCGCCGGCGGCGCCCGUCGCCAACUGCGAGUUCUGUGUCGUUGAAUUCAAAGGCAAGACGAGAAAUCAAAUGUUGAUGAAGCACCGAGAGGAGUGUUCGAAAAACCCGAAGAACAUCAUCGGCGAAGCGACCGAAAAGAUUGCCUUAUCAUUCUCAAAGGCCGACCGGCUUUUAGGCUUGCCCAAGCUGAAGGUGCAAAAAUCUGCCGCCCCGAAAUCCCACGGCGGCGAUUUGCCCAGCUUGAGUCCGCGCGCCAGUCGAGAAGAAGUGCUCGUCCCGGGCGUGCGUCCAGCACCUUCGGACGACGAGGACGAGGAUAAAGUCAACGCUGUCAAGAAGAAAAAGAUGAAGAAACAACCUUCCAAGCUCGGGCGAUCGAGUUCGUCUCAGAUGAAAGUUGCCUCGGCCGGGAGCGGCGAGGUCGGAGGCAAAAGCAGCGGAGGAGAUGCGCCGAACAACAACGCCGCUGCGGCCGCCGCGGGAGCAAAGAAGAACGAAGAAAAGGAAAAAGCGACAACGACGACGCCUGCAAACAACGAGAAGAGCAUGCCACCCAAAAAGAGAAAGUUGGCCGAAGACGGGGCUACGCAAAAGAACGAGACGACGGAAGAGGAGAGAGAGGCGUUGAGGAACGAAGAAUGCUACCAAAGGGUGAUGCAGAGAAGCGUGAACUUGCCCAGAUUGCAUAACGCAUCUGGAGCCUUGACGGUCUCAGAAGCAGAUUUGAUGAAAUCGUUUGCACAACUGGCUAAUAUGAAAGAAGACGCGUUCAAAAUAAUGGACAACAAGAUGAAGGCGGAGGAGAAAGAGAUUUGGGACGGAGCGGCGAAACACCUGGCGAAUGCAAUGCAGAGCAAAGAUUACGACAAACUCUUCAAAGAGCUGAGUACUAACGGCACAACAACAACAACCUCUCCAUACAAAAAGGCGAAAGGAGGAGGAAAACUUCCAGCGAUUGGUUCGAAAGUCGAUUCUUCCAAGAGUAAAAUUACGGGCACUUUUGACGCCGGGUACUUCGUAGAGCUCGUCAUCGACGGCAAGAAAUGCUCGGGGAUUGCAUUUUCACCAGUUUUGAAAACGACCACCAUUGGCGGGAAACAAUAG